UUCUGCUCCAAGCGAAGCUGCCGCCGGUGCCGUCAGCGUGUCAAAGGCGGCGAGGGGCCGACGUUCGCUCGUAAACCUAGCGGUGCUGUCGGCUACCUCCCCCUUAAAAAAAACGGCUCAAGUUGCAUUGUUAUGCCAAGAUGCUCCUUGCACUUCAAUAUUCCAAGCUCUCCUUGGAGCACGCCUGCCUAGCCAAGUCUGCAAAAUGGCCGCAGCUUCGACGUGCAUUUAGCAGGAGUUCGGUUCGCCGAACUGACAGCUCGAGUGCAGCCGAGGCUCCCAAGGGAAUCCCAUACUCGAAGCUUUCUGUUGGAGUGCCCAAAGAACUAUACCAGAAUGAAAACCGCGUUGCAUUGUCUCCCGCCGCCUGCUGCUGCACUAGUGAAGAAGGGGUUUACUGUCAACAGUUGAGGAGCAAGCCUGGUGCAGCGGCCAAGUUCAAGAAUGAGGCCUAUGAGGCAAGUGGGGCGCGCAUCACAGAUUGCAAGACCACGUUUCAGUCGGACAUUGUGCUCAAAGUGCGUCCUCCGAUCGAAGUGGACAAGGGACACUUACGAGACAGCAGCACGCUCAUCAGCUUCCUGUAUCCGGCACAGAACAAUUCACUCGUAGAUGAGCUUGCCAAAAAGCAGAUGACUGUCUUUGCGAUGGAUGCCAUACCUCGCAUCAGUAGGGCUCAGGUGUUUGAUGCACUGUCGUCCAUGGCAAACAUUGCGGGCUACAAGGCAGUGAUCGAAGCAGCCAACCACUUUGGUCGUUUCUUCACCGGCCAAAUAACUGCUGCUGGCAAAGUGCCUCCUGCCAAGGUUCUUGUCAUUGGUGGUGGGGUAGCUGGCUUGGCUGCUGUCGGCUGCUGCAAAAAUAUGGGUGCCAUUGUGAGGGCAUUCGAUACGCGCGAGGCUGUGAGGGAACAAGUGGAGUCCUUCGGUGCAGAGUUCCUCACAAUCAACUUGGAGGAGUCUGGUGAAGGUGUUGGAGGGUAUGCAAAAGAAAUGUCCAAGGAGUUCAUUGAAGCUGAAAUGGCACUGUUUGCUGAGCAGUGUAAAGACGUCGAUAUCAUCAUCACUACAGCUCUUAUACCGGGAAAGAAGGCACCCCUUCUGAUUACCAGGGAAAUGGUGGAAACCAUGAAACCCGGAUCGGUCAUUGUGGACUUGGCGGCAGAGAGUGGCGGCAACGUCGAGACCACCAAGCCCGGAGAGCUGUACGUGCACAAGGGUGUCAUUCACAUUGGCUACACGGACCUGCCAAGUCGUAUGCCAACACAGUCCUCAACAUUGUAUGCCAACAACAUCUCGAAGUUCCUUUUGUCAAUAGGCUCCAAAGACCAUUUCUACAUUGAUCUAAACGACGAGGUUGUUCGUGGCUCCAUAAUUCUUCAGGAAGGAAAACUUCUGUGGCCACCGCCGCCACCUAAAGUAUCGGCUGCACCUCCACCACCCCCGAAGCCCGCAGUAACUGGCGCCAAGCCGUCUGGCAUUGCGCAGAAAGAGGCGCAAGUUCCUGACUACUUCAAGGAAACGCUCAAGAAGUCUCUUGUCUACACAGCAGGUCUUGGAACUGUUGUGGGCCUCGGAGUCGUCUCCCCAAAUCCAGCCUUCACGACUAUGACCACAAUAUUUGGCCUGUCAGGAAUUGUUGGAUAUCACACAGUGUGGGGCGUUACGCCCGCUCUCCACUCGCCACUGAUGUCGGUGACCAAUGCCGUUUCUGGCAUCACGGCUGUUGGUGGCCUACUGUUGAUGGGUGGCGGUGUCAUGCCAGGCACGCUGCCACAGUCUUUAGCUGCGGGUGCGGCCUUUGUUUCAACCAUCAACAUCUUUGGUGGCUUCCUUGUCACCCAGCGCAUGCUGGACAUGUUUCGUCGGCCAACUGACCCUAAGGAGCACAACUAUCUUUAUGCCAUACCUGCCCUGGCAUUCCUAGGUGCAUACAGCACAGCCGUGUCUCAGGGUUGCACGGACUUGGAGCAGAUGAUGUACCUGGGCUCGUCUCUCUGCUGUGUUGGUGCCCUGGCAGGCCUAUCCUCUCAGAAAACAAGUCGUCUGGGAAAUGCUUUGGGCAUGGUGGGCGUCUCGGGAGGAAUAGCAGCCACUCUCGGUGCCAUGGACUUGACACCAGAGCUGGCCACUCAAGUGGCCGCUUGCAUGGGUGCAGGUGCUGGUAUCGGCCUGCUGGUGGCAAAGAAGAUUGAGAUCACUGACCUUCCACAGCUAGUGGCAGCCUUCCACAGCUUGGUAGGACUGGCAGCUGUACUCACAUGCUUUGCCACAUACAUGGUCGAUUACCCUACCUUUGCAACCGAUGAAGCAGCGAAUGUGAUCAAGACUGCUCUUUUCCUGGGCACCUACAUUGGUGGUGUCACCUUCAGCGGUUCUCUUGUUGCAUACGGAAAGCUUCAAGGGCUUCUGAACUCUGCUCCUCUUCUGCUCCCCGGCCGUCACGUGCUCAACAGUGGUCUCCUGGCAGCCAACGUAGCUGCCAUGGCCUACUACUUCAUGGAUGACAGCCUCACUGCCGGUCUGGGCUGUCUCGGGACCACUGCUGCCCUUUCCACACUCAUGGGAUUCACUCUCACAUCAGCCAUUGGAGGCGCUGACAUGCCUGUGGUGAUCACAGUGCUAAACAGCUACUCUGGCUGGGCCCUCUGUGCCGAGGGCUUCAUGCUCAACAACAACCUCAUGACCAUCGUGGGUGCUCUCAUUGGUUCAUCUGGUGCCAUCCUCUCCUACAUUAUGUGCAAGGCUAUGAACCGGUCACUUCCCAACGUCAUCCUUGGUGGCUACGGCACGUCAAGCACUGGUGGGGGCAAGCCGAUGGCCAUCACGGGCACUCACACUGAGUGCAACGUGGAUGAGGCCGUAUCCAUGAUCCGUGAGGCCAAAAACAUCAUCAUCACUCCCGGCUAUGGCCUCUGUGUUGCCAAGGCCCAGUACCCACUGGCUGAGAUGGUCAAGACUCUGCAGGCAGCUGGCAAGAAUGUGCGCUUCGGAAUUCACCCUGUUGCUGGCCGCAUGCCAGGCCAGUUGAAUGUCCUCCUAGCUGAGGCUGGUGUGCCCUACGAUAUUGUCUUGGAAAUGGACGAGAUCAACGAGGACUUUCCGAAGACAGACCUUGUCCUUGUCAUUGGUGCCAAUGACACCGUAAAUUCUGCAGCUGAGGAGGAUCCAAACUCUAUAAUCGCUGGAAUGCCAGUUCUGAGGGUCUGGAAUUCAAAGAAGGUGAUUGUUAUGAAGAGGAGUCUAGGUGUUGGCUACGCAGCCGUCGACAACCCAAUCUUCUACAAAGAGAACACAAACAUGCUUCUUGGAGAUGCAAAGAAGACAUGUGAUGCUCUGCUUCAGAAAGUUCAAACAACUUACCAAUCUUGAUGUGAACCUCGGGAUGUGCCUGUGAAUGGCAACUUUUCGUAAAUGCAUCAUUUCCGUACAUUGAUUUCGUAAAAACCCAGCAAUACGCAGUUCGUAUUAAUAUUGUGCCAUUGCAACAUCAGUGAGGGGAUUUUCGAAGGCGAGGAACGAAAAUGGACUUAAGGUAGACGUACCUGAUUGCUGCAUUUUUUUUUGAGCCACGUAUGACAUUGUCUUUUUUUACAAAUAUUUUUGUACAUUAUAGGAAUAGGAAUUUUUCACAAAGAACUUUGGUUUGCUUUUAAAUGUACGAAAGUCAAGAAAAUGAGCUUGAAGUUAUUGUCAUGCCGGCAGUGCUUCACAUGCCUUGUCAGCAAAUCGUCGAAGUCUAUUUUUCAAUUGAUACUUGAACUGCUCGCUUUUUGAGCUGUGAGCAUUGAUGUAUUUACAGUACACAAAACAAAUAAAUAAAAAAUGAAGUGUCUGUGCA
Rhipicephalus microplus (southern cattle tick) is the source of this 3840-nucleotide messenger RNA. RefSeq names its product NAD(P) transhydrogenase, mitochondrial. Lineage: Eukaryota; Metazoa; Arthropoda; Arachnida; Ixodida; Ixodidae. Gene Ontology annotation, cellular component: mitochondrial inner membrane. The record is from RefSeq and is a predicted model, not a curated record. Gene Ontology annotation, molecular function: NADP binding. Gene Ontology annotation, biological process: proton transmembrane transport; NADPH regeneration.